UUGCGUCCUUUCUUCCUUCUUACUCCCCAUAAAUAUAAUAUCUCCCAACACACUCUCCGCCUUUCUAAAAUGAGCUCCACUAAAGCAAACUCCGAUCAACCACCCAAGCUCAGCCUCCCAUGGAAAACAAGGAUCGCCAUUUCAUUUCUCUCCGCUCUUACCGACACAUGUCGUCGCUCCGACGGUACUAUCAACCGUCGGCUCGUCAAGUUCUUGGACUUUCAGACUUCUCCCAAUUCUAAACCCAUAAACUCCGUUUCCACCUCCGACACCACCGUCGAUCCUGCCCGCAAUCUCUGGUUCCGUACCUUUUCUCCCAUCUCAGUCUCCGGCCCCACCCCCGUUGUCAUUUUCUUACACGGAGGUGGCUUCACUUUCCUAAGCGCUGCCUCUAAAGUCUACGACGCCGUUUGCCGCCGUUUCGCGCGUAAAAUCCCUGCUUUUGUUAUUUCUGUUAAUUAUCGUCUGUCCCCUGAACAUCGCUACCCUUGUCAAUACGACGACGCAUUUGAUGUUCUUAAAUUUUUGGAUGACAAGGCAGUACUUCCACAAAAUGCUGACUUGUCAAAAGUUUUUCUUGCCGGUGAUAGUGCAGGUGCUAAUAUAGCUCACCAUGUGGCAGUUCGAGCCUGUCGGGCUCAAUUUCGGGUGUUGAAGAUAAUCGGGCUGGUUUCAAUCCAACCGUUUUUUGGUGGUGAAGAGAGGACUGAAUCCGAGACCCGAUUAAAGGGGUCACUUUUGGUUUCAUUGGCCCGAACCGAUUGGAUAUGGAAGGUGUAUUUGCCAGACGGGUCAAACCGAGACCACGAGGCAGCUAAUGUGAGCGGGCCGAAUGCGGUAGAUAUAUCGGGUUUGGAUUAUCCGGAAACGCUUGUGUUUGUGGGCGGGUUUGACCCGUUAGGGGAUUGGCAAAAGAGAUACUAUGAGUGGUUGAGAAAGUCAGGGAAAGAAGCAACGUUGAUUGAGUAUCCACACAUGAUUCAUGCUUUCUAUAUAUUUCCUGAAUUACCAGAGGCCUCUCAGUUAAUUGGACAAGUUCGAGAUUUCGUGACCCAGCGAUUGUCUAAAUUAUGAGUAGAUGAAGAACGUAUAAGUUUUUAUUAUUAUUAUUAGUUUAAUGUGUAUUAUUGUAUUUCUAUGGUGUUCAACAAAUGU
Messenger RNA from Pistacia vera, 1155 nucleotides. Its product is annotated as probable carboxylesterase 18. Bases 70 to 1074 code for a protein of 334 amino acids. NCBI's taxonomy places the organism in Eukaryota, Viridiplantae, Streptophyta, Magnoliopsida, Sapindales, Anacardiaceae. Gene Ontology annotation, biological process: pollen tube growth. Gene Ontology annotation, molecular function: carboxylic ester hydrolase activity. The transcript has a single exon. The record is from RefSeq and is a predicted model, not a curated record.